UCCGGAUCUAUUAUAUCUUAUUCAAACUAAAUCCUACUUGUAAACAAACAACCCAUAAAAGACUUGAGCUUUUGGAUGAUUCACACGUAAAAGCAUCAAUAUUUCCACGAACUCAGCGGGCAUUUCUUGUCCACCAGAGCCAACCAGAACGAUCACGCUUUCCACGAUAUUUGGAGAAAAUAAUAUAUCUCCCGGAAGCCAAAUACCUCAAAUUUCUGAAACGAAAACUUCCCGCGUUUUACCGUCGCAAUUUGCGUAAAAAAUCAUCAUCCAAGUUCACAUCUUUGAUGAAUGGCUACAUGCCCGCUCCAAUUCCCCACUCCGGUGGAGACCGAAGGGCCUCCUAUCUCCUACUCAUCGCCGCCGCCUCCUCCCUCUCUCAUCUCCGCCAAAUCAUAUCCCACUCCAUCGUCUCCGGCCACCACCCCGACCUCCCCACCACCACUAAGCUCAUCGACCGCCACACCGACCUCUCCUCGCCCCCUUCCUCCAUUCUUCCACUCGCACUGUUCCACUCUCAUCCCCACCCCGAUCUCUUCCUCCUCAACGUUCUUCUACGCUCCCUUCCCGCCGCCUCUGCUCUCUCCCUCUUCUCCUCCCUCCCUCAACGCCACCCCCAUCUCCGCCCAGACAGCUUCACCUUCUCCUUCUCUCUUUCCGCCGCUGCAUCGCUGCCUUCUCCUUCCGCUGGCCACGCUCUUCACGCUCGCAUCAUCGUCGGCGGCCUUGACACCGACCGCUUUAUCGGCUCCGCAUUGACUGAAUUCUACUUCAAGUUUUUGCAAAUCUCUAAUGCCGAGAAGGUGUUCGAUCAAAUUCCCCAUCCGGAUACCGUUUCAUGGAACUCCCGUAUUUCGGGGCUUGUCCGCUGCUGCUCGUUCGUCAGAGCGGUAAGGGCCUUUGGGCGGAUGUUAGAGCUUGGAAAUUGCAUCGACUCCACGACUCUGGCUGUUGUUCUUCCCGCCACAGCGGAACUCCAAGAUCUGAUUUUGGGAAAAGCCACGCAUUGCUUGGGGUUGAAAAUAGGCAUGGCAGACCAACCCCAUGUCAUCACUGGACUCUUGUCGUUGUACUCCAAAUGUGUUGAUGUACCUGCUGCAGAAGUUAUCUUUGAGGAGAUAGAGAAACCUGAUAUCAUUCACUGCAAUGCGUUGAUUUCUGGUUACUCUUCCACCGGUUGUAUUAGAUCCUCAGUUGAUUUAUUCAGGGAUUUGCAGUUUUCGGGUUGGCGGCCCAAUUCCAGCACGCUUGUAGCUCUAAUUCCUGUAACCAAUCCGUUUGGUUAUGAGUCUCUCUGCAGAGAAAUUCAUGGUUUUGUGAUCAAAGCCAGGCUCGUUCUGGAUAUGUUGGUUUCCACUGCUUUAACCACUGUUUAUAGCAGACUAAAUGAUAUGGAGUCAGCAAGGAAGAUUUUUUAUGAAAUGUCUGAAAAGAGCUUGGCAUCAUGGAAUGCCAUGAUCUCUGGCUAUGCACAGAAUGGCUUGACAGAGUUGGCAAUCUCCCUUUUCCAGGAGAUGCAAAAACUAAAUUUAAAGCCUAAUCCAGUCACGGCAGCCAGUAUCCUCUCCGCCUGUGCUCAGCUUGGAGCCCUUACAUUAGGGAAAUGGAUUCACCAACUAAUAAUUGAGGAGGAUCUUGAGUUAAAUGUCUAUGUAUGCACUGCACUGAUCGACAUGUAUGCAAAAUGUGGGAAUGUUACUGAAGCUCGGAAGAUAUUUAAUGGCAUGCCUGACAAGAAUGUGGUUUCCUGGAAUGCAAUGAUAUCUGGCUAUGGACUCCAUGGUUAUGGUCAUGAAGCUUUAAGGCUCUUUAGAGAGAUGCUGUCUGCUCAAAUUUCUCCCUCUGCUACCACAUUUCUUUCAGUCCUUCAUGCUUGUAGCCAUGGUGGAUUGGUGGAAGAGGGCCAUGAUAUCUUCCUAUCUAUGUCCCAUUAUUAUGGAGUAAGUCCACGGGCUGAGCACUAUGCAUGUAUGGUUGAUCUCCUGGGUCGUGCUGGGCGGCUUAUUGAGGCCCUGGAUUUCAUAAAAGCAGCCCCUGUGGAUGCUGGUCCUGGUGUCUGGAGUGCUUUCCUUGGUGCUUGCAGGAUUCAUAAGGAGAUCAGCCUUGCAAAGUUGGCAUCAGAAAAGCUUUUUGAGGUUGAACCAGAGAAUUCUGGUUACUAUGUUCUCCUCUCCAACAUUUACUCGGCCAGCCGGAACUUCCCUGAAGCAGCAGCGGUGAGGGAGACAGCAAAGACAAGAAACCUUGCCAAGCUACCUGGAUGCACUAUAAUUGAGGUGAAGGAUGUUGUCCAUAGCUUUACUGCUGGCGAUAGAUCUCACCCUCAAACUUCAGCCAUCUACUCCAUGUUGGAGAGUUUGCUGGGGAAGAUGAUGGAGGCUGGGUACCAAGCAGAGACAGAAGCAGUAUUGUAUGAUGUGGAGGAAGAAGAAAAGGAAGAAAUGAUAAAGAUUCACAGUGAGAAGCUCGCUAUUGCUUUUGGACUUAUUAAUGCUAAUCCGGGAAGUGAGAUUAGGAUCAUUAAGAAUCUCAGAGUAUGUUUGGAUUGCCACAACUGGACGAAGUUCAUAUCCAUGAUUACUAAGAGAGUGAUUGUUGUUAGGGAUGCUAGUAGGUUUCACCAUUUUAGAGAUGGCGUGUGCUCUUGUCAGGACUACUGGUGAAUGGUAAUUUUCUCUUUAUUGUUGUUUUAUUUAUAACUUUCUAAACUUUCUCAAAAUGUAAGAGUAAUUCUUCAGUUGUAUUUGCUAAAAUAGGUAUGUUUAUAAAUGUCAUUUAUUUCAGAUAUAGAUUUUAGCUCAUGCAGAUUGUAGAUGUAAAAUAUACUCAAGUAAGAAUUUUGUUAUUAUUCAUUUUGACUGUGCA
Phalaenopsis equestris is the source of this 2865-nucleotide messenger RNA. RefSeq names its product pentatricopeptide repeat-containing protein At4g30700. The record is from RefSeq and is a predicted model, not a curated record. Lineage: Eukaryota; Viridiplantae; Streptophyta; Magnoliopsida; Asparagales; Orchidaceae. The coding region runs from base 288 to 2663 and encodes 791 amino acids. Gene Ontology annotation, molecular function: RNA binding; protein binding; zinc ion binding. The transcript has a single exon. Gene Ontology annotation, biological process: RNA modification.